GCAGCAUGGAGCCGCCCGGGCGCCGGCGGGGCCGCCCGCUGCCGCUGCCGCUCGCGCUGCUGGCGCUGCUGGCGCUGCCGGGAGGAGGCGGCGGGGCCGCGGCGCUGCCCCCGGGCUGCAAGCACGACGGGCGGCCGCGGGGGGCGGGCAGGGCGGGCGCCGCCGAGGGCAAGGUGGUGUGCAGCAGCCUGGAGCUGGCGCAGGUCCUGCCCCCCGACACGCUGCCCAACCGCACGGUCACCCUGAUUCUGAGUAACAACAAAAUAUCCGAGCUGAAGAAUGGCUCAUUUUCUGGGUUAAGUCUCCUUGAAAGACUGGACCUCCGAAAUAAUCUUAUUAGUAGUAUAGACCCAGGUGCCUUUUGGGGACUGUCAUCGCUAAAACGAUUGGAUCUGACAAACAAUCGAAUAGGAUGUCUGAAUGCAGACAUAUUUCGAGGACUCACCAACCUGGUCAGGCUAAACCUUUCAGGGAAUUUGUUUUCUUCAUUAUCUCAAGGAACUUUUGAUUAUCUUGGCUCAUUACGGUCUUUAGAAUUUCAGACUGAAUAUCUUUUGUGUGAUUGUAACAUAUUGUGGAUGCAUCGCUGGGUGAAGGAGAGAAACAUCACAGUACGGGACACGCGGUGUGUUUAUCCCAAGUCUCUUCAGGCCCAGCCAGUCACGGGCGUGAAGCAGGAGUUGUUGACAUGCGAUCCACCCCUUGAAUUACCAUCUUUCUACAUGACUCCAUCUCAUCGGCAAGUUGUGUUUGAAGGAGACAGCCUUCCCUUCCAGUGUAUGGCUUCAUAUAUUGAUCAGGACAUGCAGGUGUUGUGGUAUCAGGAUGGACGGAUAGUUGAAACUGAUGAAUCGCAAGGUAUCUUUGUUGAAAAGAACAUGAUUCACAACUGCUCAUUGAUUGCAAGUGCCCUAACCAUUUCUAAUAUUCAGGCUGGAUCGACUGGAAAUUGGGGCUGUCAUGUCCAGACCAAACGUGGGAAUAAUACGAGAACUGUCGAUAUCGUGGUAUUGGAAAGCUCUGCACAGUACUGUCCUCCCGAGAGGGUGGUAAACAAUAAAGGUGAUUUCAGAUGGCCCAGAACGUUAGCAGGCAUUACCGCGUAUCUUCAGUGUACCCGGAACACCCACGGCAGCGGGAUCUAUCCCGGAAACCCACAGGAUGAGAGGAAGGCUUGGCGCAGAUGCGAUCGAGGUGGCUUCUGGGCAGAUGAUGAUUAUUCUCGCUGCCAGUAUGCGAACGAUGUCACCAGGGUGCUUUAUAUGUUUAAUCAGAUGCCUCUCAAUCUUACUAAUGCUGUGGCCACAGCCCGACAGUUACUGGCUUAUACUGUGGAAGCCGCCAAUUUUUCUGACAAGAUGGAUGUUAUAUUUGUGGCUGAAAUGAUAGAAAAAUUCGGAAGAUUUACCAAAGAAGAAAAGUCCAAAGAGCUAGGUGAUGUGAUGGUUGACAUUGCAAGUAACAUCAUGUUGGCUGAUGAGCGUGUCCUGUGGCUGGCACAGAGGGAAGAAAAGGCCUGCAGUAGAAUUGUUCAGUGUCUACAACGCAUCGCUACAUACCGAUUAGCAAAUGGAGCUCAUGUUUAUUCAACAUAUUCACCCAAUAUUGCUCUGGAAGCUUAUGUCAUCAAGGCCGCGGGCUUCACUGGGAUGACGUGUACCGUGUUUCAGAAGGUAGCGGCCUCGGACCGCACAGGCCUCUCCGAGUACGGGAGGCGGGAUCCGGAUGGAAACCUGGAUAAACAGUUGAGCUUUAAGUGCAAUGUUUCAAAUACGUUUUCAAGUCUGGCUCUGAAGAAUACGAUCGUCGAGGCUUCUAUUCAGCUUCCUCCCUCCCUUUUCUCGUCAAAGCAAAAAAGGGAAGUCAGAUCACCUGAUGACUCUCUCUACAAGCUCCAACUCAUCGCAUUCCGCAACGGAAAACUCUUCCCAGCCACUGGGAAUUCCACAAACUUGGCUGAUGAUGGAAAGCGGCGUACGGUGGUUACCCCAGUGAUUCUCACCAAAAUAGAUGGCAUGAGUGUGGAUACCCACCACAUCCCUGUUAAUGUGACACUGCGUCGAAUCGCACACGGAGCAGAUGCCGUGGCUGCCCAGUGGGAUUUCGAUCUGCUGAACGGACAAGGAGGCUGGAAGUCAGAUGGGUGCAAUAUACUUUACUCGGAUGAAAAUAUCACUACCAUUCAGUGCUAUUCCCUUAGUAACUAUGCAGUUUUAAUGGAUUUGACAGGAUCUGAACUCUAUGCCCAGGCAGCCAGCCUGCUGCACCCCGUGGUUUAUACGACCGCCGUCAUCCUCCUCUUAAGCCUCUUGGCAGUCAUCGUCAGCUACAUAUACCAUCACAGUUUGAUUAGAAUCAGUCUCAAGGGCUGGCAUAUGCUUGUGAACUUGUGCUUUCAUAUCUUCCUGACCUGUGUGGUCUUCGUGGGAGGAAUAACCCAAACCAGAAAUGCCAGCGUCUGCCAAGCGGUUGGUAUAAUUCUUCAUUAUUCCACUCUUGCUACCGUACUGUGGGUGGGAGUGACAGCUCGAAAUAUCUAUAAACAAGUCACUAAAAAGGCUAAGCGAUGCCAGGAUCCUGAUGAACUGCCACCCCCGCCAAGACCGAUGCUCAGGUUUUACCUGAUUGGCGGCGGCAUCCCGGUCAUAGUGUGCGGCAUCACGGCGGCGGCCAACGUCAGGAAUUACGGCAGCCGGCUGAGCGCGCCCUAUUGCUGGAUGGCCUGGGAGCCCUCCCUGGGAGCCUUCUACGGGCCCGCCGGCUUCAUCACCUUCGUCAACUGCAUGUACUUCCUGAGCAUAUUCAUCCAGUUGAGGAGGCACCCCGAGCGCAGGUACGAGCUCAAGGAGCCCCCGGAGGAGCAGCAGCGGCUGGCGGCCGGCGACAGCGGCGAGGGCAGCCGCCCGGAGGCCCUGGGCCUGCCGCUGGCCUCCACCUCCACGGCGGCCUUGGAGAACGAGCACACCUUCCGCGCGCAGCUGCUGGGCGCCAGCCUCACCCUGCUGUCCUACGUGGCCCUGUGGGUGUUCGGGGCCCUGGCCGUUUCCUCCGAUUACCCCCUGGACCUGGUCUUCAGCUGCUUCUUCGGGGCCGCGUGCCUGAGCUUCGGCGCCUUCGUCGUGGUCCACCACUGUGUCAACAGGGAGGACGUGAGGCUGGCGUGGAUCGCGACCUGCUGCCCCGGCCGGGGCGCCUACUCCGUGCAGGUGGACGUGCAGCCCCCCAACCCCGGGGGCCCGAACGGAGAGGCCCCCAAGUGUGCCCACAGCAGCGCGGAGUCCUCGUGCACCAACAAGAGCACGUCGAGCUUCAAAAACUCCUCCCAGGGCUGCAAGCUGACCAACCUGCAGGCCGCCGCGGCCCAGUGCCACGCCGCCGCCGCCGCGCCCGGGAGCCCCGCGCCGCAGCUCGAGAACAGUCUGACGGAGCACUCGGUGGACAACGACCUCAAGAUGCACGUGGCGCCCUUGGAGGCGCAGUUUCGAACCAACGGGCACCCGAGCCGCCACCACAAGAACAGAAGCAAAGGGCACCGGGCCAGCCGGCUCACGGUCCUGAGGGAGUACGCCUACGACGUGCCCACGAGCGUGGAGGGCAGCGUGCAGAACGGCCCGGCCGCGCGGGGCCGCAGGGCCCACCUGGCCCACCUGGCCCACCUGGCCCACCGCGCCCGGCAGCACGGCGCGGCCCAGCAGGACAGCAGCGAUGGCUGCGGCCCGCCGCCCCGCAGCAGCAGAGACUGCGAGAGGCCCUGGCCCGGCGGCAGGAGGGACGCGGGCGGGAAGGCGGGCGCAGGCCAGCUCGACGGCCAGCACAAGUCCUACGGCCUGAACCUGGCCGUCCCCAACGGCCCCGGCAGGGGCCGCGCGCACGAGGGCCCCGCGCUGCCCCCCGACGGCCCCGGCAGCGUCAGCACCGGCCUGUGGAAGCACGAAACGGCCGUGUAGCGCGGGCCCAGGCCGAGGGGUGCACCCCAACCGUGACCCUCACAUUCCUUCCCUGCUUACGGCCGCCGCGGGGAUUCGAAGCCUUCGGGGUAAACCUCUGAGCUUGGGAUUUUACGUUAUUUUAUACCCUCCGGUUGUUGCUUUUUGAUGGAUUUCAAACCAACACACACACACGAACCCUCCAAACCGUCGUUUUCCUUGUCAAAGCACCACCAGGACUUGGAGAAGCUGCAGUGUCGUUUUUCUGGGAGAUCUGUUCUAUCAACUUAACACUUCAGGCUUGUAUUUAAUACAAUAAAUAGGUGUUUGUCAUUGUG
Molecule: messenger RNA, 4264 nt
Organism: Nyctereutes procyonoides (raccoon dog)
Lineage: Eukaryota; Metazoa; Chordata; Mammalia; Carnivora; Canidae
Gene: ADGRA3
Product: adhesion G protein-coupled receptor A3
Exons: 19
Coding region: 6-3947 (1313 amino acids)
Biological process (GO): cell surface receptor signaling pathway; G protein-coupled receptor signaling pathway
Cellular component (GO): plasma membrane; external side of plasma membrane
Molecular function (GO): G protein-coupled receptor activity; protein binding
Source: RefSeq, a predicted model, not a curated record